CCCACUCCGGCCCUGGCCGCUUUACGACGUGCCGCCCGCUCGCUUUACGGCAGCGCCCGGCAACCGGCCGGCGCCGAGGCGGCAGCUGCUUCGAAACCCAGGCUCUGCCUCGCAUCAGGAGCCCCAGCCGGUCACGGAGCCCCAGCUGGGGCCGGCAGCCGCGGCCCCCUCGUCCCGCUGCGGCGACCCGGAGAUGCGAGGACGGCGGCCGCCUACGGGACCUGUGUAAGAGCGCGGCCUUGUCGGCUUCUGAAGUUUCCUGGAGCGCAGCGGCCCCUACCCGCGCAGGAUGGACCCUGUUGUUCUCAGCUACAUGGACAGCUUGCUGCGGCAGUCAGACCUUGCCUUGCUGGAGCCCCCGAACUGGCUUAAUGAUCACAUCAUUGGCUUUGCCUUUGAGUACUUUGCCAGCGACCAGUUCCAAGAAUUUAGCGAUCAGGUUUGCUUUAUCAGCCCCGAAGUGGCUCAGUUCAUCAAAUGUGCCCUUAGCCAGGAAGAAAUAGCCAUAUUCCUCCAACCGCUAGACCUUCUCCACAAGAAGCUGGUGUUCUUGCCCAUCAACGACAACUCCAACCAGGCUGCUGGGGGCACGCACUGGAGCCUACUGGUUUACUUCAGGGACAAAAAGUGCUUCGCCCACUAUGAUUCCCACAGUAAGUGCAACUCUGUCCACGCCAAGCAAGUGGCGGGGAAGCUGGAAGCCUUUUUGGGCAAAAAAGGGGGCAAAGCGACCUUCAUGGAGGAGAAGGCGCCGGCCCAGCAGAACAGCUAUGACUGUGGGAUGUACGUGAUCUGUAACGCUGAGGCUCUGUGCCAGGGAUACUUCAGGGGCCACCAGGAGCCUUUGCUGCAGCUCCUUACCCCCUCCUACAUCACGCAGAAGAGAGCAGACUGGAAAGCCCUCAUCACCAAGCUCGCCCAGAAGUGAUGCUCGUCCCCACCACCGCCUCUCCUGUCCGCAGUCACCGCCCCCAGUGCCUGAGGGAGGUGCCCACGUGCAGGAUUUUCCCCAAAGAAGAAUGUAACCCCUCCAGCACUGCCACAACCCGCAGUGCCCUCCUCCCAAAGCCUUAGUCUCCUCUGGAAAUCGCUGGCCUUUGAACUUCCCACCAGUAAAGCCCCUUUGCUUUCAAAGGAAUCCUCCUGAUUUAUUUAUUUAUUUAUUUUUCACUAAUUGCUGUGGCAAAGUGAGGUGCUAAAGAUAGUUCUCCACCUCUGCCCAGCAGGCAACACGCCCUCGUUAGAUGGCUUUAAUUAGCUGUGGGCAUUGCUCUUCUGGCCAGGUUUAGCAAUCCCCUUUAAAACCAAGCCCAAAACACUUUGUUAUGGACUUCGCUAAUUGGUGCCUACAGCUCAGUGUGUUUGAGAAGCCUAGGAUUUAGCAGCAAGGCUGCAGAAUGCCUGACGCUGAGAUGAUUGUGUCAAGUAGUGAGACUCACAAGAGAAUGCUGUGAUUAAUUAAAGAUUGGGGCAGGAAAAAAAAAAAAAAGUGUUCUUCAGGUAGGUGCUCUUAGGCCACCUGAAGGUUGCCUUUUUUGUUUUUUCUCCCCCUUCCCCACCCCCGCCUGCUCUGAUUACAAAUUAAAGCCUGACUGAGCUGCUGGAAGAUUAAUAGGAAGCUGAGAAAACAAAUCCUAGAAAAGGAAACUUAAUUGAGAUGGAAAGUGACACUCAGGCUUUGAAGUUUCUUUUCUCAUUAGAAUUUUAGGUCAUCUCCGUUUGGCGGGGAGGGCUCUGCAGUGCUCCCUAACUCUUGUUAUCAUUUGCUGGGUUUUCUCCAGCACAAAACCAGUUCUUGCAUUACUCCAGACAAAAAAAAAACAUACCAGGGAGAACAAAGGGGCAGAAUUUGAGGUAUAAAAGCCAAAGAUAAGUGCGGUCUCCUUGAAGCUCAAGAUUCAGUCCUUAAUGUACUUCUCUCACGGUCGGCCUACACGAAACACACUUCUCCAGUGCUGGACUCCAAAUGGGAUCUAAGAGCAGAUCCUAUUAGUAAGAGACAGGACUGGCAGUGGGAAAGCAAACAAGAUGGUGUUGCAGGAUAAGGAAUAAUCUAUAACCUCUUGAGAAACGAGGAGCCAGUUGUUCGGGUGGUGUCUGGCAGAGCAACCACACCCCUGGUGCCAACUGGAUCAGGGAAAUCCAGGAUAAAAAUAACCCGCGGAAUAGUGAGGGAUUGUUUUCAACCUGCAACUCCUCACCCGGCUCAUCCGCAGCCCAGCCCCACAAGUGCUGGUUCCAGCACAGAGUACGGCCAACUGUAGGAUGAGGCGGAAACAUCAAUUUCCCUUGUUUUUAAGAAAAAGGUAAGUAGACACAGCCUCGCAGGCUCCUCCAGAACCUAAGCAAACCAUCGCAGACAGCAGUGGGGUGAAACGAGGCUCUGAGUUGAUACUGACAGCAAGCAGCCAGCAGCACGGGGCUCUCCUCCCAGCACCAGCCCUCCCUGGAAAAGCACCUCCAUCACUCAGACAAAUCCAAAACCACGAAAGUUGCCCAAAAGGGAACCAAGUUGCUUGCCGAGGGGAUUUCUUUUUGAGCAUGGGACCCGUGUGGCUGAGAUGAAGCUACACCACUGCCACCAAGGCUGAGCGUGCCAUUACCCAGGUGUGACACCUCCACGCCCCACCGCCUGCCCCGCAGCGCUGAGUGCAGACAAUCACCGCUCAGAGACUGCAGACGAGCUGCUCACCGAAUGCAAACAAAUACUUCUGUCUGUGCUGUGACAACGUUAACUCCCUCAUCUACCUCCCUGCCCAAGCAAGAGGAGGGAGUGAAGGAAGAAAACGCCUCCUGGGUCCCCCUUCUUCCUGGGGGAACCAUGAAUAAAAUUUAAUUUAAGCCCU
Oxyura jamaicensis (ruddy duck) is the source of this 2846-nucleotide messenger RNA. RefSeq names its product SUMO peptidase family member, NEDD8 specific (gene SENP8). NCBI's taxonomy places the organism in Eukaryota, Metazoa, Chordata, Aves, Anseriformes, Anatidae. Bases 290 to 928 code for a protein of 212 amino acids. The transcript has 3 exons. The record is from RefSeq and is a predicted model, not a curated record. Gene Ontology annotation, molecular function: cysteine-type peptidase activity; deNEDDylase activity. Gene Ontology annotation, biological process: proteolysis.